Drosophila persimilis is the source of this 1609-nucleotide messenger RNA. RefSeq lists its product as uncharacterized. The coding region runs from base 71 to 1561 and encodes 496 amino acids. The transcript has 2 exons. NCBI's taxonomy places the organism in Eukaryota, Metazoa, Arthropoda, Insecta, Diptera, Drosophilidae. The record is from RefSeq and is a predicted model, not a curated record.
UUCCAUCCCAUCCCCCAAAACAUCCACUAGAGCGCUUCAGAAUUACCUGCUCCAUGUUCAGUUCAGCGCCAUGUCAGAAUACGUUAGCCGGGAUUAUCUUUGGCUGUGCACUCUGCUGCUGAUCUGCGCCCUGAUCCAGGUGGCCCUGUCCCAGCCGUAUCAGGUGCCGCAUCGCUGCUCGAAUCGUCUGGAGAGCGCCCUAGAGCACAUGCGACGGCGCAGCAUUCAGACCAAGAGCUCCUCCGAUCGGACUCGCUCGCGGUCCAUGUGGCAGCCGCCGGCACAGAGCCCCUACCAGCUGUACCACAGCUUCUACGGCCAGCACAGUGACCCCGAGGAUGAUUUCUACAACGGGGGCGGCAGCUACAAUUCGGGACGUGGCUACCAUGCCAAGCUUCUGCACAGGAAUGGGCGUCCCUAUCCGUUUGCGGACUCCAGUGCUGCUCUGGAGCUGGAGGAACUGCUCUCCGGCCACCAGCAACAGCAACAGCAACAGCAGCAGCAGCAGCAGCAUCAGCAGGAGCACCGGCAGCCACACAAGCUGGCCAUAUCCCGGGUGGAGGUCGAGGAUCUGAAGGUGCGUGUGCCGCCCGCAAAGUCCGCCUCCCGUUGGGUGGAGAUCGACAAGUGCAAGUUCAGCACGGAGAACUCCACGCUGGACACGCGACUCAUCUUCCCGGAUCUCACCCUCAGCGGCAAGGUGGUGAUGCAGCCCAUGGGCGGACGCUGCCACAUGAUACUCCGCCUGCGUCAUGCUGGCAUCGAGUUCCGAACGGUGCCGCUGGGCUUGGAGCCGGGCUCAGGCUCGUUACCGCCCUCGUAUGAGCAGUCCAGGAGAUUGAGCGCCUCCUCUGUACGCACGGACUCGCACUUUGCGGAGCCCGGCUUCAUCUCCGUCUUUGCCCAUGGCUGCCAGGGACCGACUGGCAUCCGGCUGCGACAGAACUCGAAGCGGAGAUUCGGCUACGGGCCAGGAACCCCUCCGCAGGUGGAGUUGGGCGAACCACAUGUCAUCAUGGGCACGACGCGACCUCAGCCCCAGAGAUGGGGCAAGUACCACAAGCCGGACUAUGACAUCAGGCUGGACCACACCACGCAGCGGGACAAGAGCCUGGAGCUGGGCAGCGAUAGCCAUGGCCAGGACUCGGCGGAGUUCGUGGAUGUCAAUGCGGACAACUUCUACCGGCGGCAGUUCAACAAGCGGCGACGACGUCGUCGGCGGUUCGCCGAAAACGGACCCACGGAAAAUUUCGUGGACCAACUGAGCUUCAACGAGGACGUGCUCCACUUCGAGGACGAGCAGCUGCAGCAGAUGGUGGAACCAGAUGCCAGAGCCUUUGCGGACAUCUUCAGUGCGAGCGGAGGAGCUGGCGGGUUUGGGGGCCUCAAUUCCAACGGGGACCGUGAGGAGCUGGUGGGUGAGGCCAUGUCCCAUGAGCUGGAGAAACUCUUCUCCAUGGGAGUGCGCGGUCUGCUGACCACCUACAUGCAGCGCGCCCUGCAGCCGGCCAUCAAGGAGACCCUGAUGGAGAACAUGGGCUACACCCUGAGCUAUGGCUGAGCCCCACAUGGGGCACACUUAAGUAUUAGCCCCUUAAUUUAUUUCAGA